Messenger RNA from Penicillium longicatenatum, 1494 nucleotides. RefSeq lists its product as uncharacterized. NCBI's taxonomy places the organism in Eukaryota, Fungi, Ascomycota, Eurotiomycetes, Eurotiales, Aspergillaceae. Gene Ontology annotation, cellular component: plasma membrane; cellular bud neck. The transcript has 2 exons. The record is from RefSeq and is a predicted model, not a curated record. Bases 1 to 1494 code for a protein of 497 amino acids.
AUGCCUUCGCUUAAGAUGGGCGCCGCCCACAUGGCGCUGUUUGCGCGCGAUCUUGCCUCGACUGAAUCGACUUUUACAAGUUGGGACAAGUGUAUGGCCAAGUCAUACUGCAAGUGGCCAGUCAUUGUUGCGAUCAUCAUCGUUUCAGUUAUUCUCAUUGCGGUCAUAGGUUGCAUUGUCAACUGUAUCUGCUGUGGUUAUCGAUGCUGCACCGCCUGUUGUGGUUGUUGUUGUCCUUCUGGGCGCCGCAGGAACAAGCAACCUAAAUACUACGAUGACCCUCCAUUGGUUCCCCCAGGCCCAACUCCUUCAUACAACCAAUCCCCUGGAUACAACCCGACCCCCACGUACAAUCAGCAGCCCACAACUCCUGCGCCGCCAUUGUACCGUGGUGCCGUACAGACAGCCACCUUUGACACGGCCAAGUCACCUACAGCCAAGAUCAAUGAAGAUGCGCUCCCUGAGAUGCCCACAUGGGCCAACGCUGUUGAUAAGCACGUCGAAGACACAAGUCCCCACGAGGAUGUGGAAAUGGAGCCAUUGAACCCCGCGGAUCGGAAGCAUGGCGCUGGUACGCCAAUGCACGUCAACACGUUCGCAGACUACCCACCGGACCGGGGCACGGGAACACCCGCCAGUGCUGGUUACAGAGGGUUCACUCCGACUGACCCCUACGCUCGCCGCUCGCCUGCUCCUGCUGCUCUAGCUGCGACGCAGGACCCCUAUGGCCGACGCUCACCUGGCGUGACUUCCCCCGCCGCAGCAGCAGCUAUCGAUCCGUACAAUCGGCGCUCUCCUGGCCCCGGCGCUGCCAUGGAUCCAUACGGUCGUCGAUCCCCCGGUCCCGCGGCCGCAUUUGCCGCUGCUCAAGAUCCCUAUGCUCGCCGCUCUCCAGGACCCAAUGCGGCUUAUGCCCCUGCACAGGAUCCCUACGGCCCUCGCUCUCCUGGCCUUACCUCGCCUGUCGGUGCUGUAAGCCCAUACAACAACCAACCGUAUGACCAGCACCAGGGCUAUGACCAACACCAGCCAUAUGAUCACGUCCAGCCAUAUGAUGACUACAGCCCUGGCGGCGCAAACCAAAUGGCCAACCCCACAGCCACCGGCUACGCACCCCACGGCCUCACAUCUCCCUCUCCAGUGGCAGCCUACAACCCGCACACAAAUUACGGCACCGCCCAAAUGCCUAGUUCAGACGCUGCUCACAACAACGCCGGCUUUACCCGCCAACCGUCCUUCGGCUCAAGCCAGUACCCACCCACAUAUACUUCUCAGCCUCCCUACCGCGGUGUUUCACCCGCUUUGCCCGCGUCCCCGCCGCCUUCUUUCCCUGCGCCUUCGCCGCAUGAUUUCCAGAGCUACGAAUACCACGCCCAGCCUAUUGGGCAUGCCGUUAGCGCACCAAUCGGUCAGGCCGUUAGCCCAACAGAGGAAGCUAGGAAUCGUCCUCCAACUUUGUUGAUGAGUGGGCGGCAACCCGCAACGAACUUCUGA